This is a messenger RNA of Strongylocentrotus purpuratus (purple sea urchin), 2780 nucleotides long. Its product is annotated as von Willebrand factor A domain-containing protein 5B1. The record is from RefSeq and is a predicted model, not a curated record. The transcript has 10 exons. Lineage: Eukaryota; Metazoa; Echinodermata; Echinoidea; Camarodonta; Strongylocentrotidae. The coding region runs from base 1 to 2607 and encodes 868 amino acids.
AUGACGUCAUACUUGAGGAAAGAAAGGGUGCACGCUUUUGGUGUCGGGGAGAACUCAUCACGGCGUCUCAUCCGAGGCAUCGCGUCAGCGGGUAGAGGGCGGGCGGAGUUUAUCGCCACAGGGGAACGCAUGCAGAGUAAGGUGAUGACCGUUGUCCGUCAUGCUCUCCAACCCACCAUCAGUGACAUCACCGCAGAAUGGAUCUUACCAGCCGGCAUGGAGCUCAUCCAAGCCCCCAUCAACCACCACCAUGCCCCUAUCAGUAGGGGUGAACCCAUCGUGAUAUACGCCCUCCUCUGCGACACCGCCCGGUUACAGAGCACCCUGGCGUCAGUGCUGCUCCGAGGUGACUCCAUCAAGAGGACCAACCCGUUCCUGGAUCACACCCUGUCCAGGGGGUCAAGCAGUGAGAGGACGGAGGAGAGUGUCUCAGCUGGGACCAAUAAUACAGGAUCACCUCUCAAGACUGCUAGGCAGAAUAGGGACAGGGAGCCACCACUCCCCCUCAAACUACAGAACCUACCCCAGAAGUGCCAGUCCAACGGUCUACUCUGCGGCUGUCCUGAUGUAGGAGAUGCCUGUGAAGUUCACUCACAUCCAGAAAGCAACAACUCUACAACUGACCCGGCUCAACAGCGAGUACAAGAGCUCUCCACAUCGAGACGAACGAGGGCAGUAUCAAUGCCAGAUAAUUCAUUAGCUGCAGACCCGACGUCCUUACAAAGAUUACUCAAUACAUUAGAUGCUGCAGACAGGAGACAAUCUGAAAGUCACCUGAAUGGAAGGAGACGUCACCUAAGUGGUCAGCGUCAUGACCGCUCUCACCUCAACAGCUUUGACUUUGAACCAGCCAGCCCUGCCUGGGAUGACUACAUCGAUGCCGAAGGGGAAGAACUCUUUGAUGCGGACGUCCAGAUGUCUCUGAGCAACGCCGUCUUGAUGGAUGACGGCGAGCUAAUCAACAUCGCUAAUCGGUCUGGGCAGGGGUGUGUCAUCGUGACGGGGCUGUUCUGCGGUCGUCCCAUACGGUGUGAGGUGCCCUUUGAUAUUACAACCUUGGUGUCUGGGGAGUGGAGGGGGCCGACGGAGGAUGAUGAUGCUUGGGAAGAGACGAUACAUCAGCUAGCUGCUGGAUGCCUGCUCAUGGACUAUGAUAUACAGAGCAUGGGAUACCUCAUGGAUGAUGUUCAUCAACCAUCGACAGAUGACAUCUUCAAGCUUCGAAGCAAGAUGGUGGAUCUGAGCCAAGCAAGUCAUGUGAUUUGUCGUCACACAGCCUUCGUCUCCCUAGAUUUGGAGACCCUAGAACCCCUGCCAUCACCAGUAGUUAUCAUGCCUAGCCAACCCAAGGCGGCGCAUCCAUUCCAGCGACGAGCUGCUCGUUUCUGGGGCUACAACGUGAUGGGCAAACAGUAUUCAUCAUCAUUCACCGAUUCAGAAGACGAGGCCUUCUCCUCUGGAUAUGGUCUGGAUGGUCAAUCCCUGGACCCCCCUGGACCUCCCGGGGGUCUAGGCCCCCAUUCUCCGUGGUCCUCUCAGUGUAGUGGAGACUUCUAUGCAUGGUCCUUUGAGAAACCAUAUGGGAUAAAUCCUGCUUCAAAGCCACGUUCCUGGCAGCUAGGUUCUCGUCUCAAUCGACUACGAUCAAGACUCAGCAACAGUCCAUCAAAGCGCCCUCUAUUCCGUGCAGUCGAUGUGACGGAAUUCUGUGUAGGAAGAACCCUCAGCAUGGAAUGUGUUGAACUGCAUGCCUUAGUCAACCUUCAACUUGCCUCGGGGGCAUGGGAGUUGGACUAUGAGCUUGCGGAAGCCAUCGACAUCCCACUGGAAAAGUUAAGACGUGCCUGUCUGUUCUGCGAUGUGCCUGUGAACUAUGAAGCCAUGAUUCCGAACGCGAUCAGUCCGCUGGCUGGACCACACUUGAGAACUUUUUACGCCGGUAGCUCCCAAGGAAGUAGUCUUCAGACACCAGAUGUAGAGGCAAGCGUUGAUAAUUCGAAGUGGAGUGCCGAAGCCCCUGGCAAUGAGGCAUCAGCUGGUGUUAGUCCACCAGAUAAUGCAAGCAUUAUAUCAGAGUCGUUGUCCCAGUCAGAGAGUGGGUACAUCACUGUGAAGUCGACUUCUUCCCCAGAGGAUUCCCACCCAGCCCGACCGGCCAAUGGGAACGCACGCCAGGACUCCAACACGCUCAAAGCAGCCAAUCGCAGGCCAGAAUCUCUUGCGAGCGUUCGCUCACUUUCCCCAACUCCAGCCGGUGCUGCGGCCAUGCGAGGCAUCCCUCUACCAAAGAAACUGGACAGCGUGACGGCUGCCAAUUUCAGCCCCAGUCGUAGGCGCCGCGAGAGAUUCGCCGCCGUGCAGCAGCUUCGGAAAGAGAUGCGCCAUCUGUCGCCAGACGAGUCUCAGCAGCAGAGGCUGUGGGCCACAGCUUUAGCUCUAGUCUGGCUGGAACAUAACUGUGCCUCAUUCUUUAAUGAAUGGGAGCUACUGGCUGCUAAGGCAGACCAUUGGCUCAGUGAGCAGCCAAUACCAAGUGCCAGCGGGAUAGAUCUAGCAGAACUCAAAGCAUCUGCAAGACAACUUAUCGUUCUCUCAAGGAAAUAUUAGACACUGGCUGAUUGAGCAAGGUAUCCAAAGUGCCAGUAUGUUAAUGUCAUAUUAAAUCCAUCUUGAAGAAACUGUUUGGGUGGUAUUCUCGAAAGCGGACUAUACUUUAGUCCAUGGUUUAAUCCAUCAACUAAGUAUGAAAUGCCAAGUGUCCUUAUGAAUAUGUUUUUGAA